This is a messenger RNA of Monopterus albus (swamp eel), 3716 nucleotides long. RefSeq names its product scaffold protein involved in DNA repair (gene spidr). NCBI's taxonomy places the organism in Eukaryota, Metazoa, Chordata, Actinopteri, Synbranchiformes, Synbranchidae. Bases 245 to 3067 code for a protein of 940 amino acids. Gene Ontology annotation, biological process: double-strand break repair via homologous recombination; regulation of establishment of protein localization to chromosome. The record is from RefSeq and is a predicted model, not a curated record. Gene Ontology annotation, cellular component: nuclear chromosome; nucleoplasm. The transcript has 20 exons.
AAACACAGAUAGACCGCCUGCCUCCGGUACACGCUGUUGAAAAUCAAACACACCCCUUUUUAGAUUGUGUAACCGCGACAAGACUGGUAUUCGUGUUGGUUAGCUUUAUAUGAAAACCAAACGAGAGGGGUAACUUGGCAUCAGGCAAGCCGCAACCUUACAGGGAUGGGUUGACCAAACGUAUUUAAUUUUAUGAUGUUGUGUAAACAACAGCAGUGCCGUACAUUUACUUUAUUCUGUCGCUAUGGCUUCCAGGAAGCGCAAAAGGUACUGUAAGGAUAUAAAGUGCGUUUUCUUUCCGGAUGAUGCCGAAAAUGGUGUCGAAAAUCUUGGGAGAGGGCCAUCAUCACUUUCAUCCGUAUCUUCAGCCAGGAGUUGGGAGAAGCGUGGAGACAGUUUUUUGGACACCCCGGUGAUCAAGAACCACAAGUCAUCACGAAGGAAAUUGUCUGCCAUAAGAAAAUCCACACAGAUCCCUGCUCUAGCUCAGACCAGCACUGUUCACAUUAACGAGGAGCAAGUGCACAUUGCGUGGAGCUCCAGUGACAACGAACAAUCCGACGAUGAGACCCAGGAGCAGCAUCUUGCCAGAGCUGCGGCACUGAAGCAACAGCAUCCUCAGAGACCAGGAAGACCCAAGGCUCCAUUUCAGUCUUACACCAGAGCACUGCAUAUGCUCAGCACUGAGAAAGAUGACCUUCCUGUAAUAGACACAGACAGUGAUCUGGAUGAAUCAGAGGAAGAUGUUGAGAAGGACGAUGAGCAGCAAAUCUCUGACUGUGAGUCCUCUGAUGAAAAGCCAAAGGACUUCCCUCUUAAACCUACAAAUGUGGUGGAGCUAGAGAUCUCAGGCUAUGUGUCUGAUGGAGAGAGUGCUGGCAACGCCUUGUCCUCGAGCAGAUUGGACUCGGGGAGCUUUCCUCUCCAAACUGGUGAGGGCAGCAGCAGGUCAGUUAGUGACUGGGUCAGAUCUGCCCAGGCGAUGCUGCAGACACCUCAGAAAGCAUUUGACAGGCCGCCCAGGACUCCAGAAGAUUCUGGCAAAAAGAAAAGGAAAUUUCAAAGUGGAGGUCUGGCAGAGAGGUUGAAUCGACUCCAGUGCAGACAGAGGUCAGCUAUUAGCUUCUGGAGACACCAGUCCAUCUCUAACACCUCAGUGACAGCAGUGGACAGGCCUGGCGUGCUGGUGCUGGAGGUGCUGGAGGUUCAGGAGGAAUGCAACAUGCAACUGGUGCACUGUGAGCACUACCAGCUGUCCACAGAGGGCCACCAAUACAGCCACACUGUCUCCCAGGAGAGAGCUCGUGUGCUGGUGUUAUUCAGCAGAGAGACCGCAGCCCAGCUGAUUCCUUCACCUGGAGAUAUCAUCCACAUAUACCCACCAUGGCAAAGUCUUUCUAUAGAGGGCUUCAGUUGUGAUAUAAUUCUGAACACACACUUCAGCCAGAAAGUCUUCUCUGCUUCCAAACCUGCAAACAUGUCCGUCCCAAGAGGCCUGCUCUCUGCAAGGAGGUGCAUGCCAUAUUAUUUGGGUAAAACAUUUGAACUGCUGGAUGUAUGCAGGACCACAGAGGAGAACAGUGUCCAACAGGAUGAUCUUUCUGCUGCUCUCAGUAGUUUUAGAGGUUCAGGAGUUUUGAAAAAACACUGCCUAUCUCUCCUGGAAGCUAUUGAAGGACUGGGCCAGGCUGGCUCUGUGGGGCAGGAUGUGGAGGUGGUGGUCCAGAGGGUUUACUCCAUUCCUCUGCCUGACAGCUCUCCUGUGUCAAUCUUCAAGCCCAGAGUCCCCUCCAGAUCUUUCGCAGCUCCUCCUGCUCCUGUAGAGAAAGGGAAAACCAGACUGUGUGUUCUUGUCCAGGACAGUUACGGGACAUUCAGCGUGGUCCAGCUCCAUAUCCUGCCCUCUAAGGACGACCUCCACAAGUACUGCGAGUUGUGGCAGGGGAAGACCUGUGUGUUAAGAGGCAUUAAAGUGGUUCAGCGGGUUACUCGAGAAAGACACACCAUGCUUUUCAGCUUGAUAGACAGUUUGUGGCCCCCGGUGAUGCCUCUCAAAGAUCAUGGCAACACACCUAGCACAUCCAGUGAGAGCAGAUCUGCAGGUCCAGCUCCGAGAUUCUGCUACCUGCUGUCAGGUCAGGAAAACUCCGUUGAACCCACAGUGGGGCAGGCAGUGUCCCCGCUCUACCUACCCCCUACAGGACAAACCCUAAGAGAUGUGUGGCAGAGUGAGAUGAAAACCUGUCGAUGCAGCUUUGUUGCUACUGUUUUAUACAAGAGAACACAGGGCUGUGAUGUAGGCCAGGGUGAGGUUUGGUUGGUGCUGACAGACCCCAGUCUUCAGGAGGAGCAGCCUGAGAGGCUAUGCAGGCGUACAGUGACCCUGUGUGUGAGCACUUCCUGUGUGCUCACUUCCUCUGUCCUCAAAGCACUAAAUUCCCCCGCUGCCUGUCGCAUGUCAUUCAGAGAUGCCAUUAAAGAAGCUGGUGUUCUCCUGUGUGUGGAGCAGUCAGUUGUCGAUGUGCACUCAGUGGAUCCUGAGGACAGGCAUGCGUCUACAGCCAGACCAGAGUCACUUUCACAGACACUGACAGAGCCCCAGGUGAAGACCCUGCCCCAGCCUGUGAAACUGGAUCCUCUGAGUCUGAAGACCACACCUAACUCCCUCUGCACUCUCACAGGGGUGAUAGUUGGUGUGGAGGAGAGUACAGCUUAUUCCUGGCCUGCCUGCAAUUACUGUGGAAGUGACCACUUAAAGAUCUUAGCUGAAAUGCCUCAGAACUUCCACUGUGUUUCAUGUAAAUCUGCAGUGGAAAAGCCAGACACAAAGAUUCAGCUUGAAGUGUUCCUGAGCUCUUCUUCAUUAAGCAACUACACUCUGAAGGUUAAGCUGCAGCAAAAGACAAUCAUGUCUAUUCUGAACAUCGCAGAACUGGAGGGUAAGGAGUUCCCAGGUUACGAUGUGGAGAAUGUCCUGGGAAAAGAGGUCGGCCCCCUCGCAGUUUAUGUCCGAGUCGUCACCAGGAAACCUGCCCUCUGGAUGUGUCUGGAAGAGAUUUGCCUCUAAAGGCUGUCGGAGCAAGUAGCUAGUGAUAUCAAUCCUCAGGCUUCAGUUGGCUCCAAGGAUCUGCACACUAGGCCUUGGUCUGAACCAGUUUAUCCUCCUCUCCUCCCCUCUGAAGGCCUCCCCUGACAGCUUGAGGCUCUGCUGAAGCAAGUGGGCUGCCAGAAGACAAGGUCUUGUUUGUGUUAAUGAUAUGUGAUCCUGUGGACCAGGACCUGAUAGCCCAAGGGUAGACCAGUGGCAUGCAGUCUGUCAGGGCAGCCCACGUGGUUCAUCAACGGGAAUGUUAACUUUUUAAAACACAACAUUUGAGUGCAAACAUUUGUAGUUCGUCUAAAACCCUUUUCCAAGCAUCUACCUCUGUAAGACUGCCAACACUGUCAAUAAAAGUUGUAUUUUUGCUGACUUUACUUCCUGUUGCACUUCUUGUAAGAAAGCACUAGCUGUGUAGAAAGACUACUCACAGACCAGACAGUUCUGCUUAUUUUCCAAUUUUAUUAUAGAUUCCAUAAACAAAAUGUUUAAGGUUUCAUACAAACUAUAUAAAAGAUCAUGCUCUGACUCUUAUACAAAGUUUGGAAUUAUAAAACGGACCGUAUCAGGUAUAACACCAUAUAAAUGCAGUGGUAGAAUAAUUUAAUACAGAGAAAAU